GCACAAACGUGGCGAACAAUAAGUAUAUUAUUCGCCUGUUUAUAAAAAGUAAAACACCUCAUAUGUCAAGAACCUGGUCUUCAUUGCGUCCAGGUUCAUUCUCCUCUCGAUCCAAUGCAAAUAGUAUCACAAUCAUCGUCUCUCUUCCCUCUUUCAGCUAACUAAAUCUCUCUCUCUCUCUCUCUCUCUGUGUAAACUAAGAGUACAGACAAAUAGAGUGGAGAGGCUCGGAGGUUUUGGUGAGAGAAAAAGAAACAAGAUGAUGAAAGGCAAGUUGAGUACGAUGAAGAUGAGCUUCCCAAGAAAAGAAGAGACAGAACAAGAGCUUUAUCAUGUUAUUCACAAACUACCUUCUGGUGACAGUCCUUAUGUCAGAGCCAAGCAUCUUCAAUUGGUAGAAAAAGAUCCAGAGGGUGCAAUUGUGUUGUUCUGGAAAGCCAUAAAUUGCGGGGAUAGAGUAGAUAGCGCGCUCAAAGACAUGGCAUUGGUUAUGAAACAACAAGAUAGGGCGGAAGAAGCAAUUGAAGCUAUCAAAUCUUUCAGGCAGCUCUGUUCUAAACAAACCCAAGAAUCAUUAGACAAUGUGCUGAUUGACUUAUAUAAGAAAUGUGGGAAAUUAGAGGAGCAGAUUGAAAUGCUAAAGCAGAAACUUCGGAUGAUUUACCAAGGAGAAGCUUUUAACGGAAAACCUACUAAAACAGCUCGUUCCCAUGGACGAAAAUUCCAGGUGACAAUCAAGCAAGAGACAUCCAGAAUACUGGGAAACUUAGGAUGGGCUUACAUGCAACAAAAGAACUACCCGGCUGCAGAGGUAGUAUACCGGAAAGCACAGGAGAUAGACCCAGAUGCCAAUAAAGCUUGUAAUUUGUCCCUAUGCCUAAGCAAGCAAGAACGAUAUCCAGAGGCUAAGCAUAUUCUUGAUGAAAUAUUACAAGGUAAGCUCAUAGGAUCUGAUGACCUGAAGUCAAUAAAUCGUGCUAAAGAACUACUGAAGGAGUUAGAGCCAUGGCAGUUCGUGCCAUCACCACUGUUAUGUGCAGAAAUAAGUUUGGAGGAUGCUUUUCUAGAGGGUCUCGACCAGUUAAUCAGCAAGAGAACACAGUUUAGAUCAAGAAGGCUUCCAAUAUUUGAGGAAAUAUCAGCAAAUAGAGAUCAACUCGCAUGCUGAUCUUUCACUCAGAUUUCCACUUUUCAGAGGAUAUGAGUAUGUACAUUUUUGUUUGAAAAUAAGGUUUUUGAUAGUAAUUGCGCUAUUACCUCCUCUGUAUAUAUAGAUAAUAGUAACUGCGCUAUUACCUCCUCUGUAUAUAUGGAUAAACCUCCGAUGUAGGGUGUUGCUGUUCACCUAAUGGGGCUUUUUUGCGAGAUCAAUAAAAAAUCCGGAUGAGAUUAUCUUUUGUCUA
Molecule: messenger RNA, 1403 nt
Organism: Daucus carota subsp. sativus
Lineage: Eukaryota; Viridiplantae; Streptophyta; Magnoliopsida; Apiales; Apiaceae
Product: protein SULFUR DEFICIENCY-INDUCED 1-like
Exons: 4
Coding region: 260-1168 (302 amino acids)
Molecular function (GO): protein binding
Source: RefSeq, a predicted model, not a curated record